Messenger RNA from Ciona intestinalis (vase tunicate), 2048 nucleotides. RefSeq names its product 5'-nucleotidase domain-containing protein 3. Lineage: Eukaryota; Metazoa; Chordata; Ascidiacea; Phlebobranchia; Cionidae. Gene Ontology annotation, molecular function: 5'-nucleotidase activity. The record is from RefSeq and is a predicted model, not a curated record.
AGAAAUAUGCCCUGCAUUUUAUUUUAACAAAUAUUAUAAGUAGCAGUUCAGGUGUACUCACUGUACUGUUUGCUUUUCUACAAUUGUAUGUAUGAAUUUUAAACUAUGUCACCCGGAGUAGCUCGCCAUUUAGCAAGACAAAUCCUUGCAAACAAGUGCAUUCUUGGCCAAGUUUGCAAUGCAGCAGUUCAUACAUCUAGCAUUAAAUUCUAUCUGUCUGAUACUGGCAAUUGCAGCAAUGCUGAGUUUAUGAAAACAAGGUAUAAUGAUCUAAGAGAUUUGAUCUAUGAAGACCAUGAACAGGUUCAUAAUGUGGACCCACGAGGAGUAUUUGCGAUCAACCAAAUUAAUCUUGGAGAGGUGGGAGUGUAUGGGUUUGAUUAUGACUACACCCUUGCACAAUAUUCCGACUCCAUGCAAGAGUUCAUAUACACACAGAGCACUAAAGUUUUGGUUGAAAAGCAUAAUUUUCCUAAAGAUCUCCUGAAUGUGUCAUUUCUACCAGACUUUUGCAUUCGGGGAUUGCAUUACGACAUACAGAGGAGCUUGCUAAUGAAGGUGGACAUCUGUAAUGUUAUCCAACUUGGUACUGUGUACAGGGGAAUGGAGAUGGUACCCGAUGAAGAGGUUAUGUGGUUAUUCAAUGGAACACGGCACAUUCCAAAGCACAUUAUUGAGCAAUCCUAUGUUAGCACAGGUGAAUCUCUGCGCCAAUUAAUGGACAUUUUCUCCAUGCCCGAAAUGAUGCUGCUGGCAAAUGUUGUGGAGUAUUUUAGACAUAGAAACAUUGUUUAUGACCCCAGAAUCUUGUUUGAAAGUGUACAGGACUCUGUCCGUUCUGUUCAUGUUUCGGGCCUCUUGUAUGAUGAAGUUGCCUCAAACAUUGAUAAAUAUUUGGAUAAAGGAAGUUUAACACCAUUGAUUAACUUCUUACUUGCUGGGGGAAAGAAGUUGUUUCUCAUUACUAACAGUGGUUAUCACUUUGUCAAUUGUGGGCUUCGGCAUCUAAUUGGACCUGAUUGGAAAGAUGUAUUUGAUGUUGUGAUUGUACAAGCAAAGAAGCCCAGGUUUUUCCACAAGGGUUCAAGACCAUUUAAAUGUGUGACACCCGACAAUUCUUCCUCAAAUUUGGUUGUUUCUUGGGAAAGAGUAAAUGAGUUCAAAAAGGGAGAAGUUUACUGUGAAGGAUGCAUCGAUGAACUCAUGCAGUUGUCCAAAUGGGUUGGGAAUGAAGUCUUGUACUUCGGUGACCAGAUUUAUGCUGAUUUGUCAGACCCCACAUACUCUUAUGGCUGGAGAACUGGUGCAGUGAUCCCAGAACUCGAAGAAGAGAUUUCGGUUAUGAAUUCUCGUGUGUUUGGGCAUUCUGUAAUUUGGCUUCAAACUUUGGAACGCCUCUUGGAAAGAAUGCAGAUUUACAGAGAUGCAGAAAGUCAACAGCUUGUUCGAGAAUGGUUGAACGAACGAAACGAGUUAAAAACUAAAGUAAAAGAAAUUUUUAAUCCAAGAUUCGGGUCUGUUUUCCGCUCCCAUCUUUCAUCUUCUUACUUCGCUGGUCGUCUAUGCAGGAUGGCAGAUCUUUACACAUCUUCAGUCAAUAACUUAACACAGUACUAUCCAAACCAUUUCUUUUUCCCUACACGAGGUACUCUACCCCAUGAACAUGUUGUCAGUCUUGCUUACCAACAUGAUGGCUAUGAUCACGCAAUUGAGAAGGCACUAAGUGACAAAAGACCAAAUAACUUAAAAUAGUUUGAUUGAUGUUUUAUAAAUUUCAUACACAUCAGAAUGGAAAAUAUUUGUUUAAAAAGAUUCGUCACUGUAUAUCUAACAGAUUGUGUUGUCCAAAUCGUUCACAAAUUUUGGUAGAACAUUGUAAAUGUGCGUAUUUGUUUGUCGUUUAUUUAUGAAGAUAUCUGCAGUUUAACUUAUUGUAUGUUUGUGUGCGUAAUACAUGUCACUGUGAACGUAAGUUAAGCAAGCAGCAUCUUGAUCCAAAGUACAUACAUGUCGCAGUGUGCCAAUGUAAUACAGCUUUAAGUGGUGUU